AUGCCGGCACUGGUGGAUGAGGAGGGGGCGGAGAGCUGGAGCCAGGCCCCACCGCUGUAUGAGGAGUAUCGCCCACCGCCGCUGGAUGCCAUCCGCCUGCCCAGGUAUGUGCUGUACCUGCUGCUGGCUGCGCUCCUGGUGGUGGUUGUGGCCUACGCCAUUGUUGGGCAUCUCAUCAAGGACCUCGCCCACGACCUGGCCGACUGGGCCUUUGGCCCAAAGCCAGACCAGGAGGACGCCCCCCGGGAGCUGCGCCCAAGCCUGGAGGGCGAGGAUCUGGAGGAGCUAGACCUGCAGCUGGCCCUGGCCUGGCAAGGUGAUGAGGACACUGGCAGGCAUGGCGAGGGGGCCCCUGCUGUAGCCCCUGCCCCCCACCGCCCCUCCAUCGCUUUCAAGGAACCACCCAUUCAAAGCUCCUUCUGGAGGCUGAGCUGAGCCAGAUGCCAGUCCUUGUGGUGUGGUACAGAUUGGACUUGUGCUCGCCGGAGCCCUUCCCCACUGGCCUGCCCUGUCUGCAGAGACCCUUCUUCUUGGCCGGCAGGCUCUGGGGGCUGGACGCUGACCGUUCCUGCACUCCUGCUCCCCCGCCUCCCCCAGAACUUAAUUCUACCCAGCCUCUGCCAAGCUGCUGGUGAUCUGUAAAUCGAGAAAGCAAAGGAGAUUUUUAAAAUAAUAAUAAUGGUAGCCAGCCCUUA
Messenger RNA from Artibeus jamaicensis (Jamaican fruit-eating bat), 695 nucleotides. It is a transcript of the gene SMIM44, whose product is annotated as small integral membrane protein 44. Lineage: Eukaryota; Metazoa; Chordata; Mammalia; Chiroptera; Phyllostomidae. Bases 1 to 435 code for a protein of 144 amino acids. The record is from RefSeq and is a predicted model, not a curated record. The transcript has 2 exons.